GAAUUAUUUAUGAUUUACGCUUAAACAUUAUUACGUAGAAAAAAUUACUAAAAGUUCUGUACGAUCUGUUACGAAAAGAGAUUCCGACGAGAAUCAAACGGUAUUAAGAAACAAGGGGGAAAAUGACGGCCCCGCCGGAGGCCAGCGCCAAACUGGCAACACUGUAGUUAAAUAAACAACGGGGAAGAUGGCGGAGGUGAACGAAGCGGGCGACGGGCCGAUGUCGUCGUCGUCCAUGUUGCCCGAGAUGGAGCAGAUCAUCCGGAGGCUGGAGCAGGGAACGGUGCUCAUCAAGUUCUACCUGAAGAGGAGGCCCGAGAGGCACACCUUCUGCGUCAAGCUGGAGACCAGGCAGAUCAUCUGGUACCGACCCGGCGGACAGGGAAGGAACACUUUCGGAGGCUCGGUCGAUUUACGAGAAGUAAAAGAAGUCAGAAUUGGAAAAUCUUCUAAAGCAUUUGAUCGCUGGCCCGAAGAUUCUCGUAAAUGGGACCCCAAUAACUGCUUUGUUGUACUCUAUGGAAAUGCAUUUGUUUUAAAGUCUUUGGCUUGUGUCGUGACUAGUAAAGAAUGUGAACAAUGGGUUCGAGGUUUACGGCAUUUGGCAGAAGAAACCGUUACAGCACCUUAUCCAUUACAAGUAGAAAGAUGGCUUCGAAAAGAAUUUUAUCAAAUGGCAAAUUUUAGAAAUGUAUUAUCUCUAAAAGAUGUGAAAGCUUUUCUUCCAAGAGUGAAUUGUAAAUUACCUACAAACAGAUUAAAAGAACAUUUUCAGGAGGUUGAUCUCAAGAGAGCUGAAGAAAUUGGAUUUGAGGAGUUUGCUAAUCUCUAUCAUAAUGUCAUUCAUGAUGAACAGCUGCUUAAAGAUUUAAGACAAUAUUCAACAGAUUCAAAAAAAGUAACGUUACAAGAAUUUCAGAAUUAUCUCAUUCAAGAGCAAGGAGUAAGGAUAUACUUAAUAGGAUUACUUUUUCUUAUUUAUAAAAAUUUUACCUGUUUUGAUAGUUAAAUAUUGUGAUGAAGGAAAUGAAGAUGGAUGAUUUUUGUCAAGAACAGACCAAUGUUUAUUAAAUAAAUUGAAUAAAAAUAAGGAAAAAAGUAAUUAAAAAGGAAAAAU
This is a messenger RNA of Centruroides sculpturatus (bark scorpion), 1117 nucleotides long. RefSeq names its product 1-phosphatidylinositol 4,5-bisphosphate phosphodiesterase gamma-1-like. Gene Ontology annotation, molecular function: phosphatidylinositol-4,5-bisphosphate phospholipase C activity. Lineage: Eukaryota; Metazoa; Arthropoda; Arachnida; Scorpiones; Buthidae. Gene Ontology annotation, biological process: phosphatidylinositol-mediated signaling; positive regulation of epithelial cell migration. The record is from RefSeq and is a predicted model, not a curated record. The coding region runs from base 188 to 1009 and encodes 273 amino acids. The transcript has 6 exons.